Schistosoma spindalis is the source of this 537-nucleotide messenger RNA. The record is from the annotation of a GenBank genome assembly. NCBI's taxonomy places the organism in Eukaryota, Metazoa, Platyhelminthes, Trematoda, Strigeidida, Schistosomatidae.
AUGUAUAAUCUACAUUAUUCGGUGAAACCUUGUCAAAAUAAACCCCUUCAAUAUAAAUUUGAUAAAAGAUACCAGGAUGCUCAUUUAAAAGCGUUAGCGAAAAUGAAAUCAACAGUGGAUACAACUGCACCAAAAACAUUUCAGAUUAUUCAUUUAAAUUCUAAAAAAGACAGAAUUGAAAAAGAAAAUUUCAAAAGAAUAACCGAAGAAAAUAAUCGUCUUUUGAAGAGAAUGCAUGAAAUUCAGAAACAUGGUACUAUGGGCAAUGAAAAUGAUCAGUGUAUAGAAAAAAGUUUAAAUGAAGAACAGAGACUGAAAGAAGUCAAGCGGGUAACUCAAGAAAAUAAAGAAAUUCUUAAAAGGCUGAAGAAUUCAAAAAACUUAUAUAAUCGAGCGAAUUGGGAACAUGAUUGGGCGAAUACUCUUAAAUACAUGACUAACAUAUCAAAAUUUACUAUGUAUCAUCAAAAAUCAGUUUCAAAAAAGAAAGGUCAAUUAACUGAAGAUAGAAAAUUGCAGGAAAAAAAUAAUGAAUAA